AUGCGGCUUCCAUAUGCCCCCAACACCCCGCCCACCGAUGGUGACGAUGUCGCCGACACCGCCGACAUUUAUGCCCGCAUUGCGGCACGAAGAAACCCGCGACCCCUCAUCCCUCUGGAUCUCUCCCUGCUGCACAGCCCACCCGUCGCAGAUGGUUGGAACAGCUUCCUGGGCGCCAUUCGCACGCGCACCAUUGUGGACCUGGGUCUCCUCGAAUUGGCUGUGUGCCGGGUUGCCGUACUCAACGGCGCGGUGUACGAGUGGAAUGCGCAUGCCCCGCUCGCCCUGAAGGGCGGUAUUGCACCAGAGGAGCUACAGGCUUGCCGGACAUUGCCCUGCACCACGGAAGGUGACUUGGCUGAGUUGGAGAGUAGCGUGCUUACCCCCCGUCAGCGCGCCGUGCUGCGAUACACCGACCAGAUGACUCGGACCAUCAAAGUCGAGGAUGCAGUCUUUGCCCAGCUGCAGAUCGUUGGAUUCAACGACCGGGAGAUUGUGGAGCUGACCACUGGUAUUGCGGGAUACAACUGCGUGAGCCGGUUCCUGGUGGCCCUGGAUGUGGGUGAGAACAACGACCGCGAAAUGAAGAGCGUUGAGGAAUUGGUCGCCGCUCUGAAAUGA
Molecule: messenger RNA, 621 nt
Organism: Penicillium cataractarum
Lineage: Eukaryota; Fungi; Ascomycota; Eurotiomycetes; Eurotiales; Aspergillaceae
Product: carboxymuconolactone decarboxylase family protein
Exons: 1
Coding region: 1-621 (206 amino acids)
Molecular function (GO): peroxiredoxin activity
Source: RefSeq, a predicted model, not a curated record